AUGUCCGAGCAAGUUGAGCAAUUAGGACUACCGCCCGGAUGGGAUUGUAAAUACGAUCCCAGAACGGGUCGCUACUACUACGUGAACCUGUUCACCAAAUCCACGCAAUGGGAAGAUCCACGGGCUAGGAUUCGCCAGCUGCAAACUGGAGCACCACUCCACAUUUCGAACGACAGCAUUUCCAUGCAGCCCGUGCAUGGUUCUCCUUAUCAUGUGUACCCUUCAAGUAACUCGUUCUAUCCAGCCCAGGCCGCUUUCCAGAAUCCACCCUCCGGUGUGCCUAGCCUCAAUGCUAGUCCAAACCUUGCCCAAAGAUUGCAACAGCAACAGCACCAUCAACAGCAGCAACAGCAACACAUUGAAAUGUCCCCGAUGGUACGGUCUAGCCCCCGGAUGGGACUCGGCCGCCAGGGCAUGGUGGAGACAACGUUCACCACGAAUGUGACGGCGGCAGAAACCGAUCUGACGGUGGCUAAAAUAAACUCCAUGUUUCCUACCGUGCCGGAAACUCACAUCCGCAUGCUGCUAAAGAAAUACUACAACCGGGAGGCGGUCGUCAUAAGCGCGCUGCAAGUGGAGAAGCAUCCCCUGACGACACCGGGCCCGUACUCAACGCCACCUUUGGGCCAUCGGCCGUUCCACAACACGGCGAUGGGCGUUGUGUCCGCGUUCCAGAUGACACCCGUGCUCGGUGGUCGCAGUGAAAUGUCCAGCUCUCGCACGGGCAGUCCUGUUCCGCGGCCUGCCAGUGGUGCUAGUGGCAGCUACGCUGGCGGAUACGGUGGCAGCUACGGUUCACCGCGAAACGGACCGACGGAUGGCUACCGCAGCUCGCCGAAGCCGCACUCGUCUCCGAAAAUGAAGCUGAGGUACAUGAAGAGCAUCUUUCCGAAGGCGGAAGAAACGCUCAUUCUCGAUGUGCUGGCCAACGCGGACAACAAUGUGCAGAAUGCAUCGCAGCAGCUGCUGAAGAUGGGUUACGACAAGCGGGAACAACCGGUACCGCAACGAAGUUCGUCUUCUCGUAAAGGUACUGGCACGUCCCAGGCUACGGAUGCGGACAAGAAGGAAGAACCCAAGACACCGACGCCGAAGCUGAAGUCUCCUGAGGAAAAAAAGAAAAUAAAAUCACGGCUCCAGACGAAGUACAAGGACACGCCUGAGAAAAUUAUUCUCAUGGCGCUUGAGAGCGUUGACUACUCGGAGGAACGCGCCAAAAAGAUACUGAACAUCGUCAUCCAGGAGGACAAGGAUAAGAAGAAGAGCGUUAAGAUCGAGGCCCCUCACAAGUCGGAUGAGGAUAAGGAAAAUGCACGCGGGGCAAGCGCCGGGCCGAGCCGAAGCAAUAGCACCGUUUCGUCACAGCCCCGCACACCGCUGGCUAAGCGUGCCCACGAUGGGGGUGUCCUUGUGGGAACGACCGCUGCAGCCUCCGACGACGGCGUCCUGAAGGCGGCUCCAUCCUCGAUCGAACCGGGUGCCGCUUCGGAGCAGGAAGCCUCAACAUCGCCCGCAACGGCGAACGUCUCAGACGGGCACGAUCGGCAGACAAGCCCCACCGAGACAACGGAAUCCAGCAGUGACAGCAGCGUCGUAGCCGUUGGGGAUGAUUCCUCUCCCGAAUCUCCGAAGCAGCAUGUCGAUGGGACGUUCCACGGUACUUCGAUUGUUACCGGUGCGGCCACUGGAACCGGCAAGCAGAGCCGCCCGAAAGCCAAAACCGAUCACGCAAAGUAUUCUAUUUUUAGAACAUCCUCGUCAGAAGACGAGUCCAGCGAGCAACAGAUGGCUGACAAGGUGGACGGUAAGUCCCCCCAGCUGACAUCGCGAAUCUCCACCAAGGGACCAAACGUGAAGCUCUUCAAGGGCCCGAACGACGAUUUGCUGCUGACGGACUAUGUUACGUGGAAUGGUGCGAACCCCGAUCUUGCAAAGGGUAGCCAAAAAAUGGCGAAUGGAUCGGAUCGAGCCAUUCGAACGGAGCGCACGUACAAGGCCCUUGGCCCCAAUGCUGACCUGUGUAAGGGACCGGUCGGGUCACUAGCCAAGGGGAGCAUGUACUCGCAAAUCAUGAAAGAUGUGAAGUGCAACUAGUCGUCAAAAUCUUAAGAUGUUUCCGCUAGACGCUUGGUUAGUGGAAGCAUUUCACAUUUAUGUAGGAAUAUUUGGACUCUUUCGUUUAAAGCAAAAUCCAUCCAAAAUCCGUGAUGUUUUCGUAGAUGUUUCGGUACACAAACUGGUGUAAUGUGAAGUUUUUUCUUAUCCUGUAACGAUAUUUCCAAAUUGUGCCAUGAUGUAGCUUGUGUUUGGCAUAAAAAAUCCACAAGCGUGUAAAAUGACAAAACAUUCAAGAAAUCGUAACUGGUAUUAAUGUUCUAAGGUUCUAUCUUAAGAUGUGUUCUAGGAUUUUUUUUCUUUUAAAUCAAGAUAUCCAUUUUUUACAUAUUACUUCUAGAAAUCGAGCCAAAAAGUCAGCUCUGCUGCAUUUAAAUUAAUUUAGUCAUUAAUUUUAAGUCACUUAAAUCACUAUUUGCAGUUCGCACUGCGUCGAUACCACUAAUAAUUGUAGACAACCACAUCUCACUUAUGUGUGGUUUGUGUACCCGUAUAUAACGAGUAUAAUCUGCCUUAGUUAUUGGUACCGAUGCAAUGGGCAUUGCAAUUCUUUGGGCAAUUCCAAAUUCAUUCGAUAUACGUUUGAUCUAUUCGCGUUUAGGCCGCCCUUUCAUCGAAAGAUAUAGCUGCUUCGUGAAGUGUGAUUAUACGUUCACGAAAGCUCUUGCAACAGAGGCCUAUUGUUUACCGAUAGAGAAUUUAAGUAAUACGACACGAAACACGAAAUUGCAGCAUGUAAUGAUAGAAGUUCUUGGUGCAUAAACCUUUAGGAAAGAGAUCAUGCAAUCUCAGUCUAUUUUGCCCACUUGCCAUAGUUAAUCUGCAUGAGUGGAAUAAUUAUAGUGAUUGUAGCCAACAAAUGUUUUUCCAGAUAGAUUCACAACAGGGUUCACUGGGGAGGCAUUACAUAUAUUACGGUAUAUCGCUACGCACUACUGUAGCUGCACUAGCCAUACAAUUUCCUUUCUUAGGGAGGGAAAUGGAAAAUAAACACUUGUUACUGCAAAUUAUAUAUGGAUUACGGUCACAAAGAUUAGGUGCAAUAUUUUUAUAGCAGUUUAAAAUAGUAACAGAAUUAAUCUCGCGCAAACAUAUACGGUGCAUUACAAGUACUAUCCACUAUAACUUACAGGUAUACUAGCAUAUGUAGUCGAGUAUAGGGCGGUUGUUGCUGGACAUUAGUCCGCAGGAACGUGGAUCCUUGUUGCUUCUCAACUCGCACUUUACCAUAGCAAAAAAAAUGAACGAAUUAAUCAACGGGAGUCGGCGUCAAGAAAAGCAAGUCACGAGGGUGCGCUGCUGUGCUUUUUCUAGUUUAUCCCGCGAUAACUACGUUACAUGUGCCUACAUUUACGAUGGCCCACUUGGGACGAGAGUAGAGCAUUCUACCAAUGCAAGGAUCGCAAACCAGAAAGUGUGUUUAACUAUAACUAUAUGUACUUGGGUAAUGUGCAAGUUAGUAGGAUUUAUAAUACCGCAUCGUUCGGAGAGUGGGGUCCGCUACCGAAAGUGGAAGUGUGAUUUACAACGAGGUUGUCUUUUUUGUAUUCCUGACGCAGCGAUGUGUGACAAAAUCGAUGAAUCAAAUUUAAUUUACCAAAGAUCAAUUUCAAAUUAUACUCAAAGUAGGGUUAAAUUCAAAAUAACGCAAAUUUCCAAGAGACAUACAGUUUAAGGUUGCAGUUAUAUUUGGUUGAUGAAAAAAGCACUAGCAAACAAAUUAAAAUGGAAAACGAUUGAUUUACAGUGUUUCUAUCUAAUCACAUCUCUAAUCAAUCGUUUUUGGAAACGAUAUGCGGCUUGAUCAAAUGUACCUUACUGCAAGAAGUAACUGCAAUCCAUUCGUCCUUGCCAACGCAUCCUGCAUGAACGUAUUUGAUAAAACAAAAAAC
Anopheles nili is the source of this 4007-nucleotide messenger RNA. RefSeq lists its product as uncharacterized. Gene Ontology annotation, molecular function: molecular adaptor activity; kinase binding; ubiquitin binding. Lineage: Eukaryota; Metazoa; Arthropoda; Insecta; Diptera; Culicidae. Bases 1 to 2094 code for a protein of 697 amino acids. The record is from RefSeq and is a predicted model, not a curated record. The transcript is spliced from 10 exons. Gene Ontology annotation, cellular component: cytoplasm. Gene Ontology annotation, biological process: cell migration; regulation of DNA-templated transcription; regulation of hippo signaling.